Molecule: messenger RNA, 876 nt
Organism: Meyerozyma guilliermondii ATCC 6260
Lineage: Eukaryota; Fungi; Ascomycota; Pichiomycetes; Serinales; Debaryomycetaceae
Gene: ILV6
Product: acetolactate synthase regulatory subunit
Exons: 1
Coding region: 1-876 (291 amino acids)
Biological process (GO): branched-chain amino acid biosynthetic process
Cellular component (GO): acetolactate synthase complex; mitochondrial nucleoid
Molecular function (GO): acetolactate synthase regulator activity
Source: RefSeq, a predicted model, not a curated record
AUGUUUCUCAAAUCGUCGCCCUUUUUGAGAACGGUGCGAUGCAAGUCGUCGAGCCUGACAUCUGCUCUUGCGUACAAGCAGCUCCACCGUAACCAAAAAAGACCUCCACUUCCAACUUUUGAAACGCCAAAUUGGUCGGCCGAUUCAGCGGUUCUGUCCAUCUUGUAUGAGACUCCUUUACCCUCCAAAGCGCCCCGGAAACAACAUGUUUUGAAUUGUUUGGUGCAGAACGAGCCUGGUGUGUUGAGUAGUGUUUCCGGAACUCUUGCAGGACGUGGAUUCAACAUUGAUUCGUUGGUGGUUUGCAACACCGAAGUGAAAGAUUUGUCACGAAUGACGAUUGUUUUGGCCGGACAGGACGCCGUGGUGGAACAAGCACGUAGACAGAUCGAAGACUUGGUCCCUGUGUACGCGGUGUUGGAUUAUACCAACUCGGAGAUCAUCAAGAGAGAACUUCUCUUGGCCCGGGUUUCCUUAUUGGGACCAGAAUAUUUCCAGGAAUUGAUUGCCACUCACAAACUGCAAACAGAUGACAUUCCCGACUUGUCUGCCAGCGAACUGCAGUUCCACCCUACAAACUUGGCGCCAUCCGAAGCAUUGAGACAGAAACACUCGCAUUUGAGUAGCAUUCUGACCAUCACCGAAAAAUUCGGAGGACGCAUUGUGGACAUCAGCGACCGCAAUGUGAUUGUGGAAUUGAGUGCCAAGCCUUCGCGGGUGUCGUCAUUUAUCCAAUUGUUGCAUCCAUUUGGGAUUUUGGAGAUUGCCCGUUCGGGUAUGAUGGCACUUCCAAGAACGCCGUUGGAAGCGUUUGAACAAGACGAAGAUUUGGAAGCUUCGGAUAUCGUGGAUGUGUCGCAGUUGCCACCGGGUUGA